AUGCUCAGGCUAGAGCUCGGUUUACCUCCUGAUGUUGCCCCAUUCGCAUCAUCUGAUGGAGGGGAACCUGAUCCUGCAACCCUCCAGCGUCUAACAUCGUUGAUCCUGGAAUACCAAUCACAAUACGCCAGACCUUCUGAGAAUACAGCUUCAAAUCGAGGCUCGCAUUAUGGAAGAGAGGAUCAGAGCAUGCCGAGGCCUCCUGUCCAGUAUGCGACGAGUUCCUGCAGAGCUUUGGGCGCACAUAUUCCACCAUUUCGUCUCUUCAACUCUUCGAGCGAAAGCGUGGAAUCGGCAAGAGACAAGCAGGUUUCCAACCCCGCCUUAGUUCUCUGCGCUGUUAACAAGUUAUGGCGUCGAAUUGCUCUAAGCACUCCUACAAUUUGGACCAACAUCACAGUUGACGCGGAAGCCUCCCACCCGAGCAAUCCUACUUCAUGUCAUUGCGAAGUCAAGGCAGGGCAACUUUGUAAUGCCCUUUUCGCGUUGGAGAACAUCGGAACGCGACCUUGGUCUUUGGAUCUCACCAUCUCCCCCACUUCAGCCAUCGCGACAUCUCCCCGGCUUGACUUGUCCUUGUACGACAAGAUCAUGUCACACCCCUCCACAUCGCAUAUGCGUCGAUUUCGAAUGUCGACCCACUCCCUCAUAUCCAACGUCGGUUCCUUGACCUUUCCUUCAGUUCGCUUUGUCACCAUCGAGCUGAAAGACAGUACGCCGGUCUAUCAUCGUGAUCCAGCGACAUACAUCGUCCCGGGCCUUCCAGCCCUAACGCACCUCAUCCUCCAAUCGGGCAGCCUUCCCCCUUCUCUCCCAUGGGAUAGCCUGACCCACCUAUACAUAGGACAGCAACUAUAUGUCGUCACUUGCGUUGCCCUACUCCAGGGGUGCAGGCGUCUCGAACGAGGCAUUUUUUGGAUCAUCGAUGAAGAUGGGUACACCCGAGUUGAGCCUCUCAAGUUAAUACAGGACCGAGUCGUCGAAUCGCCAGUCAAGGAUUUAUCUUUCAUCGAAGACUCGCCGUUUGAUUACUCGGGUGUAUCUGCCGUGUUGGCGCUCCCCAACCUCACGACUCUCCGAAUGUGGGCGAGGCCACAUGGUGUGCAUCCAUUUUGGCACGCCUACAACACCUGCCUUUUCAGCUCCUUGAGGCGAUUGAACCUCGUCAAUGUGCAUGGUUAUAUGCACUGCUUUGAAAUCGUUGACUGUUUGAGGAUGUGUCCCCUCCUUUCGGAGCUAGCUCUGAAUGUUAUUCCAAGGGAAGGAGAGGAUAUUGGCGAGGUCUUCAGGGCGCUCAGUUUCUCUGGACAGGAGCCGUUGCUGAAGUACCUUCGGGCGUUGCAGAUUCACUUUCAACCGAUGGGCGCUCCUCCGAGUCCCAACCAAACGGCGGCACGCUCCUCUCCCUUUGACGAUUUGGUGGAGAUGAUAUCUUCCAGGCUGCCUCCGCCCUCUGGAACACUCGAGGAAUCGGAUGGGCCCAUCGUCCGGUAUCUCGAACAAGUAGCCAUUAGGUUGGAGGGAGAUCCAGGGGAGCAAGCUGUGGUUCCGGAUCGGACGUUGGAGAAACUGAAAGACUUGGGGUGCCCGAACGUGAAUAUCGAUGUGAGGGUUGUCAGUAAAGAGUAUCUGAGAUCACCCAGUUUGGAUUUCUCCCUUCAUUGGGACGAGGGAUUCAUGGACUUUGUAAACGAACAUCCGUUUUUGUCAUUUCUCAGUGAUUAG
Molecule: messenger RNA, 1725 nt
Organism: Coprinopsis cinerea okayama7#130
Lineage: Eukaryota; Fungi; Basidiomycota; Agaricomycetes; Agaricales; Psathyrellaceae
Exons: 3
Coding region: 1-1725 (574 amino acids)
Source: RefSeq, a predicted model, not a curated record